Messenger RNA from Scylla paramamosain (green mud crab), 4802 nucleotides. Its product is annotated as 3'-5' ssDNA/RNA exonuclease TatD-like. Gene Ontology annotation, cellular component: cytosol. NCBI's taxonomy places the organism in Eukaryota, Metazoa, Arthropoda, Malacostraca, Decapoda, Portunidae. The transcript has 7 exons. Gene Ontology annotation, molecular function: single-stranded DNA 3'-5' DNA exonuclease activity. Bases 273 to 1211 code for a protein of 312 amino acids. The record is from RefSeq and is a predicted model, not a curated record.
CUUCUCCUUUAUAACUACGGUGAGGAAACGUCAGAGAACCUGGACGUGUGGGAAGUAUUUAGCCGUUUUUAAGUCCACUUUGUGCUGCCGUGCCCGAGUCUAGGUCACCUGGUAGAAAAUAAAGUCCCUCAACAACACCCGAGACCCUCCAUUGCUUUGAUAAACACGUCCAGGGGCAUAAAAAUGGUACAUAUUCUUGGAGAUCGUCUGCAGUGUUGAGGAGAAACCACCACUUAACAGCUCAAGGAAAGGAAAAGAAAGCCAGUGUAGCAAUGGCUAAGAGCAUCACCAAGGAGGGGGAUGCCUUGGAUGGUCUGGAGAGCGACAUGGGAGCCCUCCUUACCUCUGAGAAUUACAUCAUUGUUGACAUCGGAGCAAACCUCACCAACAAGAAGUUCACCAGGGACCUAGACUCUGUGGUGGGCAGAGCUCGAGAUGCAGGAGUUCAUAAGAUCAUGGUAACGGGCACGACAGUACAGAGCAGCAAGGAAGCACUCCGCCUGACUCGCCUCUUCCCAGAAACUCUGUACUCAACUGCAGGUGUACACCCUCAUGAAGCAAAGUCUUGGGAUGAGGAAACAGAAGAGGCUCUUAGAGAAAUACUGGCCAACCAUGAAGUGGUGGCUGUGGGCGAGUGUGGACUGGACUUUAACCGAAACUUUUCCCCUCAAGAAACUCAGUUGGAGGUAUUCCAGAAGCAGGUCUCUCUAGCCUGCAGCCUGAAGAAGCCCCUCUUUAUACACGAACGAGAUGCCCACACUGAGGUACUGGAGGUGCUUAGGAAGUACAAGGAUCGCCUUCCUCCUGUUGUGAUCCACUGUUUCACUGGAGAUGCUUCCCAGGCUGCUGCAUACCUCAAGGAAGGCUGCUAUAUUGGUCUUACAGGCUAUGUAUGGAAAGACAAGUCUGAGGAUGGUGUGCGACGAAUUUUGGAAGAUGGCAUAGUUCCUCUGGAUCGACUCCUGGUGGAGACUGACUCCCCUUUUAUGUAUCCCAACACUAGAGCAUCUAAACUUCCUCCUUAUGUCAAAGAAGCUCUCACAGAAAGAUCUUUGACGUUUCUUCACCGUUACUGCACCUUCCAACGAAAUGAACCGUGCUCUCUGCCGGUAACCAUCGAGAUGAUUGCUGCCUACAUGAAGAAAAAGUCUGAUCAGGUAGCUCUUCAAACGACAUUUAAUGCCUUAAAAGUAUUUGGCUUAACCACUUGAAUUUUUUAGGUGGAUGGAAUUACCUAUUCUGAACUUAUGCAUACUUUGUGUACUCAAAAUCUUUGGAUGUUAGUGUCAGUCAGUGUAUAAUUUACUGUCACUCAUUUUAAAGAAUUAAAUUGUUAAGAUUUUAUUUCAGUUAAUGUUGUGUAUUGUUAAUGUCAACACAUCUUCUGUAGUUAUAAUACAGAACUAUGUUUAGGUGUUUGGUUUUCUCCAUUAGAAUCAUGACAGGCUGCAGGUGAGCAGUAUUGUUGAUAUGCUGCUGCUUUAGAGAUUUUAUUCAUGUAUAGCCAACUCAUCAUGGCAAGUCAGUAGCAAAUGUUUAGUGUGUGCUUUUUUUUUUUUUUUUGUACUGGAAUUGUUGAAAAGGCAAACUUUGGCAGACAACUCAAGCUAGCAAAAGAAUAAUAAUAGAUUUUCAUUAAAGUAACAUGUGGUUUUUGAGUGGAAAAAAUCAUACCUGUAUGUGUAUACGGUGCUUCCUAGAAUGUGGUGAUGAGUUGCCAAGUAUUGCAGCAAAUGGCCAGCCAGUCUUGCCCUGUGAGGGAGCAAUAGAACAAUAUGGUGUUAGCCACUAAUGAAACAAUGCAGUUCCCUACACACUAGUUAAUUAAUGUGCUAACAUGUUUCUUGAUGGCAGAUCAUUUAACCAAAUGAUAGUGAGUGUAGUUUGCAGGGAUUGUGGCUCAUGCAGCAAACUUGAAGGCUGAAGCCACAUCCAGGAGUGUUUUUGGCUCCACCCAAAUGUGGUGCUUAUUAUAAAGGCUUUGAAGGUUUGUGUCUGAUAUCUUUUUUGUUUUGUUUUUUUAGUAUUUUUACACUUGAAAUUGUAAUUUCUGAAAAUUAAUAGCUGUUGGUGUUCUAUCCAUCCAGGUUGUACUUUAGCCAUGUUUAAUUCAAGAUUUACUACAAACAUUAACACUGGAGGAAAUGUUUCUUCCAAAGACACUUUCAGUGAAAUAUAUUUGUCAGACCAAUUCUCACCUCACCUCUAAUGUGAGGUUUGCAAAUAAUGUAAAAGAUGAGCUUUCAAGGCACAUGCAUAAUAACUCGACAUCGUAUGCUUCUUAGAUUAAAAAUGUUCCUUUGCGGUUGAAUUGCAGUGAAAUAACUUGAUAUUAUGUCAUUUUUCUCCUACUUGAAAUACACAGAUUAAGUUCUAGUUCUUGAUAUAGAGAAAAAUAGAUGGCAAGAAUGAUUAUUCAUAUAACCCAGCAUGGGACAAGAUAUAACAUUGAGUCAUUCAACUUCUUACUCUGAUAAGAAUACUCAGCUUCACAGAAUUCAAGUCCAUUGAAUGCAAACUUAACUCUGCUGCAUUAUCAUAUCUUGACAUUUGAUGCAGGACAAACAACCUUUUGGAAUGUUUCUAAAAAUAUAUCUAACCUUGGAUGAUAUCAGUCUAUCAAUCAUCAUCAUUAUUCAGACACCAUAUAUCCCUCGUGGGGUGGCUCUGAUAGGUUUCUACAGGGCAGCAGCUGACCACCUCACAAGGGGAAAUCAAGAUGAUUGUGACCACAGCAACCCCAGACAGCAGGAAUUUGUGUUGUGGUUAUAUUAACAACAAUCAAUUGGUGCUCAAUGGCUCAUUGGGCUGAGAUACUUCUAUGUCCUGAACCAAAAUCAGGAACUAUCACAUGAGCUAUCACUUUGCACCAGAGCUGCCUAUAACCAGAUCCAUCAUGAGUACAGUACCAAGGAAAUCUUUAUCACCCACAACAAACAUGGUGUCUUGAUAAUCUUUUCUCAACUCAUUAUGGGGGCUCAUAACUUUCUCAAGAGCCCCUAGCUAUAAUUACUCCACCAUCCUGACAGCUUUUUUUCUGGAUGAUGAUCAAAGGGUAGUCUCUAAAACUAGCUCAUGACUCAUGAAGGAACAAGGUAUAAAAAUGUGGAGAAUUGUGCCAUCUGUGUGCUUCAUAUCCAGCUUGAGCAUAGCAGUAUGCUGUAGGAAAGGGCUGUGUCCCAUGAUGCAGAUUUCUCAGCAAUUAUUCAUUAUUGCAACUUUAGUUCAACAAGACUUGAUGAUGGCAUCCAUUAGUGCAGCUGCCAAAGCUGUCUUCCAUCAUCUCUAAGAAAACACUAAAACUGUGGUGCCCACACUUUUCAUACUGAAAUUCUGUUGUGGAAAUUUGAGUAUGCUCGGAUGGGCCUUCACUUUAUUAGUGGAUUUCUUCAUGCUUGAUACCAACAAAAUUGGAAGGCAUAGUGGAUUCAAGCAGGGAGGUAUUUUCUCCUUCACUGCAAGCAGUGACAACAUUACAAGCAAGCUGUUGUGGUGCAUCGUGGUGUGUGUUCCGUCCUGAGGGACAGGGAGACCCUCAACCUAGAGCCACUUCAAGGCAGUAUUUGAGACAACUAAUUUUUUAUUUAUUUAUUUUUUUAUUGUUAGACUAUUAUAUGUAUUUAUUUGUUAGUUAUUGAUAAGGUUUAUGUUUUCACCACUGAAACAAGUAAAUGGAGAAUUGUUAAAUUCAUAGGAUAUUAAGAGUAACCACACUUGAAACAUUUUGUGAGGCCUCAUGAGCUUUGGAAUUUAUAUAAAAUGUGGAUUUGAGAAGUGGCCUUUGUACACUAGUUUAAUUAUAUAUAUAUACAUGUCAAUGUUAGCUUCACACAUCAAUGAAUGCAACAAAUGUGAUAAUGAUGGUGCUUCGUGUUGGUUUUCACUGCACUGGAUAAAUUGAUAAGUUGAUAUCACAGUGCCUUGAGAAAAUUUUUUAGCAGUAUUACAAUUAAGAGCUUUGUACUGUACAGGUGUUUGUAAAUAAUUUGUAUGGAACUAUUUGAGAAAGUCUCAACUCAAAAUUCAUUAUUAGGUUUCAUUUUUCUGAUAGUUAUGGUAUUUGUGCAUUUGAAGGGUUACUCCUUUUUGAAACCCAACUCUAGUCCUUGUUUACCUAAGAUAUUUUUUACAUCUCUCAACAUCAGAAGACUCUCCAUGUGUGAGUGUCUUCUCAGUGUUGUCCAGCUUUCUCUCAUGUCCUGUCUGUGCUCGCCCAAGGCUCCAAAUGCUCCCAAGGUGAACACUUGGGUAGGUUUAGGGGCAGGUUUUGGGAGGGUCAACUUAACAAUGCACUUAAGCAUCUCUUAACAAUUCCCUUCUACUGAUACAUGACACUUUUUAUAUCAUUUUUAUUUUUAUGCAAUGACCUGCCAUUCCAUGUUUUGUGCACUUGUGUUUGUGUAAAAUGUCGCCAUGUAUGUUUAUUUGGUCUAUUUUAGGGGAGUAGAUGAACCAUAUUUAUGUAUUUAAUGCAUCUACUGAUUCUAUUUAUUUUCCAAUACCUUUUUUCAUUAAUUGUUUGUUUAUGUCCUUGCUUCAGCUCAGUGAUACAAUCAGAUGCUUAAAAAGUGCUAGAUCACCAUUUCAUCAUCAAAUAAAUUUUCCCAAACUUGAUAAAUUGGUGAAAACUGAAUCUUGCUUUAUUUGCGUGAAAACCAUGUAAUGUUCCAGACUAUGCUAAGCCAUUCAAGAUUUAUUGGAAAUUAUACCUGAAUUCCAGAUGUCUGGAUUCCAGUUGUGAAGAGGUUCAUUGCAUUGUACAUGUUUGUGGACCACUUCUGUAAAUAAAAUGUGUAUUUUUA